Cyprinodon variegatus (sheepshead minnow) is the source of this 1833-nucleotide messenger RNA. It is a transcript of the gene hdac3, whose product is annotated as histone deacetylase 3. The record is from RefSeq and is a predicted model, not a curated record. Gene Ontology annotation, molecular function: histone deacetylase activity. NCBI's taxonomy places the organism in Eukaryota, Metazoa, Chordata, Actinopteri, Cyprinodontiformes, Cyprinodontidae. The transcript is spliced from 15 exons. The coding region runs from base 136 to 1422 and encodes 428 amino acids.
AUGACGUUUCCUCCUGCGGUUUGGCACCGCGGUGGUGUUUACGGCUAGCUGCUAGCUGAUACAAAUAUGUGACACAUAAAGCUGCAGGAACAGAAGUCGUUUUUCAUAUAAACUCAAACACAAAACCCCUUCAUAAUGACCAACAGGACAUCGUAUUUCUAUGACCCGGACGUGGGCAACUUUCAUUACGGUACCGGGCAUCCCAUGAAGCCUCACCGUUUGUCUUUGACACACAGCCUGGUGUUGCACUAUGGGCUUUACAAGAAAAUGAUGGUUUUUAAACCGUACAAAGCCUCACAGCAUGACAUGUGUCGCUUCCACUCUGAGGACUACAUCGACUUCCUGCAGAAGGUCAGCCCCAACAACAUGCAGGGCUUCACAAAAAGCCUCAACACCUUCAAUGUAGGAGAUGACUGUCCUGUGUUUCCAGGUCUGUUUGAGUUCUGCUCAAGAUACACAGGAGCAUCUUUACAGGGAGCAACGCAGCUCAACCACAAGAUUUGUGAUAUCGCCAUCAACUGGGCUGGAGGAUUACAUCAUGCCAAAAAGUUUGAGGCGUCUGGCUUCUGCUAUGUAAAUGACAUCGUCAUCAGCAUACUGGAGCUUCUCAAGUACCAUCCGCGGGUGCUGUACAUCGACAUCGACAUUCACCACGGCGACGGCGUUCAGGAAGCCUUUUACCUGACUGACCGCGUCAUGACCGUGUCGUUUCAUAAAUACGGAAACUACUUUUUCCCCGGAACAGGUGACAUGUACGAGGUGGGGGCUGAGAGCGGCCGAUACUACUGCCUCAACGUUCCUCUGAGAGACGGCAUCGACGAUCAGAGCUACAGGCAGCUCUUCCAGCCGGUGAUCAAGCAGGUGGUGGAUUAUUACCAGCCCACCUGCAUCGUCCUGCAGUGCGGAGCAGAUUCUCUGGGCUGCGACAGACUGGGCUGCUUCAACCUCAGCAUACGAGGACACGGGGAGUGUGUGGAGUUUGUAAAAAGUUUUAAGAUCCCUCUGCUGGUUCUCGGAGGAGGAGGAUACACGGUGAGGAAUGUGGCCCGCUGCUGGACCUUUGAAACGUCUCUGUUGUUGGAGGAAUCCAUCAGCGAUGAGCUGCCUUAUAGCGAGUAUUUUGAGUACUUUGCUCCUGACUUCACGCUGCAUCCGGAUGUGAGCACCAGGAUAGAAAACCAGAACUCCAGACAGUACCUGGAGCAGAUCCGGCAGACCGUGUUUGAGAACUUGAAGAUGCUGAACCACGCACCCAGCGUGCAGAUCCACGACGUUCCCUCAGACAUGCUGAGCUACGAGCGCAACGACGAGCCCGACCCCGAUGAGAGGGGAGCCGAGGAAAACUACACCCGGCCCGAAGCAGCAAACGAGUUCUACGAUGGCGACCAUGACAACGACAAAGAGAGCGACGUUGAAAUCUGAAACGCUGCAGCUUCCCUGAGAAUCAGCGGAUUCAUGCAGGCAGCUAACGGAACGUUGCUGAGAUUUUCUCACCACUCGGAAGUUGCUUUUUUUUUAUGGAUUCUGACAUGUUUUUGGUAUUUUAUGAUCAACGUUGCGUUUUUUCUGUGUAAUCCUGAUGUUUGUGCUUUUGUAUCUGAAAGGUUUUUGAAUCCAUUGAUUCGUGUGCGUCAGACCGGGUCAGACCAGCCGAAAACUCUCCCGGCUUUAUGGAUCAGUUUAAAGUCACCACUCGGUUUUUUAAGUAGCUGUGAUUUAUGCGACGUGUUCACAUGUGAAACCCAAACAAAGCUUGGUUACACGUCCCGCCUGCAGUCUGGUAUAGACUCGUUAGAGUUUUGAUAGUUUUGUUAAUAAAAACUGAAUCAGUGA